CUUGUAAACACUAUUCGAAAGUCAACUUUUUGUUAUUUGUUCGUAUUCGUGAUUUAAUUUUCAACAAAUUAAGCUGUAUGUGUCCCAGUAGUUUAUUUUGUGAUUUUUUACAACAUGAAUAUAGAAAGUGCUGCAGUGAAUAUCCUCAAACGAGGAGUUGAAUUAGAUACUAAGAAACGGUACACAGAAGCACUAGUAUGUUAUCAAGAAGGGCUACAAAUACUAGUAGACAAAAUGAGAGGUGAGAAUGACGAUUCGUCCAAGGCCUACCUUAGAAAAAAAGUUGAAGAAUACAUGAACAGAGCAGAGACAAUAAAAAAGUUAGUCUUACAACAAAAGGAGGCUGGACAGUUUCAUGAACAGGUGCACAUAGAGAACAAUUCUACUGGCCACAGUUACAAAACUCUGUUUGGACGAUUUUUAGAUGACGAUGUGAACUAUGUUUCCAUUGAAGAUCCUUACAUAAGAACUUUUCAUCAGUGUCAGAAUUUUCUAAGGCUAUGUGAACUGUUAGUCCGAUCUUGUCCCAACCUCCAAUUGAUUGAAUUAAUCACAUCACAAGAUAACAAAACGGCAGGGGAUCAAAGAGAGUGGUUUACUAACUUAAGUAAUGACUUAUCUAAGUACAAAAUAAAGUUAAUAGUGAAAUUUUCAGAGACUUUACAUGACCGGCAGAUCACACUGAGUUCGGGCUGGAUAAUAAAAAUUGGCAGAGGGCUAGACUACUUCAAGGCACCGGAGAACAAGUUCUGUUUAGGUGUCUACGACUUAGACCUUCGAAUGUGCCACGAGACCACCGUAGACAUUGUACACUCUAAAAAUAUUAAACAAUCAUAUGGAUGAUUGUUAGUUAUUUUAGUAAUAAGUAUAUUUUAUUCUUUGAAUUUUUUUAUUGACAGAUGACAUUAAAUCAUUAUUAACUAUUGUUAUA
Molecule: messenger RNA, 931 nt
Organism: Spodoptera frugiperda (fall armyworm)
Lineage: Eukaryota; Metazoa; Arthropoda; Insecta; Lepidoptera; Noctuidae
Product: MIT domain-containing protein 1
Exons: 4
Coding region: 115-843 (242 amino acids)
Biological process (GO): midbody abscission
Cellular component (GO): midbody
Source: RefSeq, a predicted model, not a curated record